This is a messenger RNA of Maylandia zebra (zebra mbuna), 6928 nucleotides long. RefSeq names its product integrin, alpha V (gene itgav). NCBI's taxonomy places the organism in Eukaryota, Metazoa, Chordata, Actinopteri, Cichliformes, Cichlidae. Gene Ontology annotation, cellular component: external side of plasma membrane; integrin complex. The record is from RefSeq and is a predicted model, not a curated record. Gene Ontology annotation, molecular function: integrin binding. Gene Ontology annotation, biological process: cell-matrix adhesion; cell-cell adhesion; cell adhesion mediated by integrin.
CUAGUUGGAGCGAGCCUAUGCUUGACACACUUACCCACACCAUACGCAUACACAGUGUCGCGGCCUCUCCCCGAGCUUGUUCCGAGAUUACGCCGCUUUCAUCGGUUAGACAAACUAACGAAUCGCCGGUGAAAGACUGACUCUCCCCCCGCCCUGCGCUGUGUGUGACGCUGGUUAGCUCCGGUACAAGCUGGGAAUGUGUUUUAUUUAACAAUUACAUGACGACUUGUUCUCCGUACGGUUGCGGGGGGGGGGGACGCUUGUUAGCAGGGCUGAGAUUUUAGGCAUUUUAAAGUUGCACCGUGGGUGCAUACAGGCCACAACACCUCUAGCUAACUGAGUAACUUGAUAAGGGACAGACAACAUCUUGGGCGUCUGUGUUUGUUUCGGUGAAGCCGCGGAGGUCUCCAGCAGCAGCCAUGGCAGGGACACGGACAGCUGCUCUGCUGGUCCUGGUGUGUUUACACUUCCAUCGCUCCAGCUCUUUCAACCUGGAUGUGGAUAAUCCCUACGUAUAUCCCGGACCCGAGGGGAGCUACUUCGGCUUUUCGGUGGACUUCUUUAAGCCUUCAAACAACCUACAGUCAGACGUUCUGAUUGGAGCUCCUCGAGCUAACAUGUCUGCGGACAGCAUUGUGGAGAGAGGAGCAGUGUACAGCUGCCCCUGGGGCGGAUCCAGCGCCUGUCAGCAGCUGGUGUUUGACAACAAAGACGAAAGGACGCGUGAUGGGGCUAAGAUGGAGUUUAAAUCCAAACAAUGGUUUGGAGCGUCAGUGCGAUCUGAUGGAGAACACAUUCUGGCGUGUGCUCCCCUUUACCAGUGGUCAACCUUAGGUGUCUCUGAGCGUGAGCCUGUGGGAACUUGUUACCUGAAGAAAGGAAACCAGGUGGUUGAAUACUCGCCCUGCAGAACAGAUAAAAACUCACCAGAAGGGCAGGGCUUCUGCCAGGCUGGCUUCAGUGUCGAUUUCCUUAAGAAUGACAAAAGGGUGGUGGUGGGAGGACCUGGCAGCUUCUACUGGCAGGGUCAGCUGAUCUCGGAUGACGUCUCAGAGAUUUUUACCCGCUUCACUAAUGAUUACUUCACCCGUUAUGGAAACACGCUCUCCACCAAGUCAGCCAAUGCCCAGUAUGACGACAGUUAUCUUGGAUACUCUGUGACAGUUGCAGACUUCAAUGGCGAUGGAAAGGACGAUUUUGUGACUGGAGUACCGAGGGGGGAGAAGGCGCUGGGUUAUGUGAACAUCUUUAACGGCGCAGUCAUGGAGUCCAUGAUCAACUUCACAGGGUCACAGAUGGCUGCGUACUUUGGACAUUCAGUUGCAGCUUUUGAUGUCAACAAUGACGGUAAUAUGGAUGUGUUCGUUGGAGCUCCUCUCUUCAUGGACAGGGGCUCAGAUGGAAAACUGAGGGAGGUGGGACAGGUGUCUGUCUAUCUUGGUCGGGGUGGAUUUUCCUUCCAACCACCUCGGUUGCUCACUGGGUCCGAAGUUUACGCCAGAUAUGGCUCUGCCAUUGCAGCGCUAGGAGACCUGAACAUGGAUGGCUACAAUGAUGUGGCCAUCUCUGCUCCUUACGGAGGCCCCAACCAUAAUGGCUUGGUUUACAUCCAUAAUGGCAGCCCUCAGGGGCCCAAAGCAUCACCAUCCCAGCGCCUGGAGGGCAAAUGGGCAUCCAGUUACAUGCCCCCUAGCUUUGGGUACUCCAUGUCUGGAAAUACUGACAUAGACCAGAAUGGAUAUCCAGAUUUAAUAGUUGGAGUGUUUGGAGCAGACAAAGCCGUUUUGUACAGAGCCCGUCCAGUGAUCAGUGUAAAUGCCACGUUGGACAUCACACCCCUGAUCAUCAACCCUGAGGAAAAGAACUGCACACUGUCUAAUACCAGCACACCUGUAUCAUGUUUUAAGGUGAAGUACUGUCUGAAGGUCAACGGCCAUAGGGCUCCAAACCUGCUCACUUUCCGAGUGCACCUCAUGUUGGACCGCUUGAAGCAGAAGGAGACGACUAAGCGUGUCUUCUUCCUGCACAGUGGCACCUUUCAGUACUCCAAAGACACGACCGUGUCCAACGGCAAAGGGCCGACCUGCGAGGAGCAGUGGGUCUACCUGGAUAAUCGAGAGUUCCGGGAUAAGAUCACUCCCAUCUCAGUGUCAAUGGAGUACAGUAUGAACUACCAGCAGGCUGCAGACAAAACGGGAUUGCAGCCUAUUGUUGACAUGUCAUCUCCAUCCGAAAUCAACAAACAGGUUCAUAUCCUGUUGGACUGUGGGCCUGACAACAUCUGCAAACCUGACCUCAAGCUGUCGGUUAAAAGUGACCGUGACCAGAUUUACAUUGGCGAUGAUAACGCUCUGACCCUGGAGAUCACAGCUGAGAAUCAAGGCGAGGGAGCCUACGAGGCCGAACUCCACAUCUACCCUCCGCAGCAGGCUGACUUCAGCGGUCGCAGUCAGGCCCUGUCUAGGCUGUCCUGCGCCUACAAGAAAGAGAACCAGACUAAAAUGGUGGUGUGUGACCUUGGAAACCCCAUGAAGGGAGGAACUAAGAUGGUGGCUGAGUUGGGGUUCAGCGUGCAACAGCUAUCAGAGGACGACACAUCUGUCCGCUUUGACCUGCAGAUAGUCAGCUCUAACCAGUUUGACAACACCAGUCCCAAAGUCACCAGCGUCAUCAAACUGGCUGUACUCGCUAAAGUCUCCAUCAGAGGGUCUUCAUCUCCUGGUCAGGUGUUUAUUCCUAUCGCCAACUGGAAACCGAGAGACCCUCCUGUAUUCGGUGACGACAUCGGACCACAAAUAGUACACGUCUACGAGCUCCUGAACAACGGUCCCAGUACGUUCAGUAAGGCAGCGCUGGAGGUCAAGUGGCCGUACCAGUUUAGAAACAGCUCUCUGCUCUACAUCACCAGCUACGACACAGAGGGACCCAUCAACUGUACCACUGACAUACAGAUAAACCCACUCAAUGUCUCUAACCCAGUGAGCACUUCAAAGAACACCAGCACUGUUACGCCUGGAGGACGAGAGUCGGAGGGACGGAAUCAAAACAGCGUCCGCCAGAGGAGAGAUCUGGAGUCCAGAAAUGCAGAGAAUGACCUGCAGACACUGGACUGCCACACAGCUAAGUGUCUGACACUGAAAUGUCAGGUCGGUCGUCUAGAAAGGAGGAAGAACGCCAUCCUCUUCAUCUACUCCAGACUGGAUGUCAACAACUUCCUCAGGCCUGAGAAUCAGAAUCGUUCCUAUGUGAUACAAUCAACGGCUAGCUUCAGUGUGAUCGAGAUGCCCUACAAGAACCUGGAGAUGGAGCUACCAUCCAAUAGCACCACAGUGAGUGUAUCAGUGGUUUGGGUGGCUGAGCCUCCUCCACCAGUGCCAGGCUGGGUGGUGGCUCUGGCUGUGCUGGCAGGACUGCUGCUGCUGGCGCUGCUUAUCUUCAUCAUGUACAAGUUGGGUUUCUUUAAGAGAGUCCGCCCCCCACAGGAGGACUGCAUUGAAAAGGAGCAGCUGCAGCCGGAGGAGAACGGAAACACUGAUGCCUAGAUGUCAAACUGUGAGGGACUGAUGGCAAAUCAGUAGGGGGUGGGAAGAAAUCAGGGUAAAAAGGCCUCUGAGAGCAUUUCACUGUAUUGACUGUUGGAUGGCAGAUAAUGAUAUGAUUUAAGAUUUAAUGUGCUGGUUUUAUUUUUAUUUUGUUUUUAAAAAAAAAAAAAUGUCAACAUGUAUUUGUGCCAAAAGAGAAUCUGGAAAACAUUGAUCAAACAAAAUCCACAAAGUUUAGUGUUAAAGGAGCAGUUCGACGUUUCCUGAGAAGCUGCAUCACAGUGUGUGCGUGAUGGCUGAACGACGCUGAUGUUACGAACUGCAGAUGUUUUGUGAGUUCACACAUACAUUUGUUUAAUUUGUGAGAGUUGCAUGAUCAGAUUGCCUGCUUUAAAAAUAUAAAGCUACAGCUUGAUUAGCUUACCUUAACAUGGGACUGGGAACAAAGAAAAUUCACCUCAUCUUUUCACAUUAAUGAUAUUAAAAAUCACAACUCUAAGUAUUAUAUAAACAUUUAAUAAAUGUUUUUUGUUCCCUAAAAUCAUUAUUGAUAAAAUGUGUCAAAAUGCUUUUACAAACUAGCUGUGAGAGCUAGCAAGUCGAUCUCUUGUAUUGUAUUCAACAUUUGAAAAAUGCAGAAUUUCAUAUUUACAAUUCAAGCAUUAAAAAUUAAACAAGCUAGAGCAUAUUAGUGAACAUUAAAGCUGCCAGGCAGAUCUUGUUAUCUCUUCACAGGACCACGCUAGCUGUUCCCUAGCCAAGCUAAUCCACUGCAGUUUCAUAUUUAAUAUUCAAACACAAGCCUGUUGUCAUUCUGAACAUGUCCUAAACCGUUGAGCUAUUCCUUUAACAAAUCGAGAAACUUAAUGGUUUUGUUCCAGCAGGCAGUUGAAAUCAAAAUUACAGUUUUCCAGAAGUUAUAAGAAGCAUAAACCACCUUAAUUUUCACAUUUUCCAUCCAAACACAAAUUCAGCAAUGAGAUAAACAGCCUUGUUGUUAUGCUACACUUAAGUCAUUGUUUUAGAGUUUCUAAGAGCAGUUAAUUAUUAAUACAGCCAGUGAUUAUUAUUGUAUUGUAUUAUAGAAUACCACAGACUGAAUCAGUGGAGUUUAAAUCAGCAAAGGUGCGCUAUAAAAACACAUUAUCCCAGCUGAGACACAAGAAGCGUAAAACACCACAAACACAAUAGCCAACUGAUCCAAGCAGAGCAUAAACAAAUAACACAUAUGUCACAGUGAUGUGCCAUAUUAUCUUAGUAUGGACUCAAAUUAUUACUACGCAAAACAAGUGUUUGUUUCAUAUGUGAGAGUAUCGGCCGAUAUAUUGAAUUUUUAUCAGUCGGGUUCCACUUGUAAUUUAGUAAAUGUUUUUUUUCUUUUUGUUUUAGUGACGUGAUUAAUUUUGAUCAACCAGCAAUGUAAAAACAAACAAAAACAAAGCAAUACGGUAACUGAAGCAGCUAGUUAGCUGCAUUCAGGUCUUUUUAGAUGUUUCGGUAAAACUGGUUUAUCUGCUGUAGCAUGGGAUGAUGGGAAGCUCACAAUAAUAUAUUUGCCCUUAUGUACGCUUGUUUUUUCUCUUCCUGCUUUGUGUGUGGGGUAGCUGAUCUGCAUUUCUCUUGUAUGAGUUUGCUUUGGGAUGUUGGUGGUUGUUUCCUUUGUAUUUUGUACACAACAUUAAUUAGAGUUUUAGAAGUUUGUCCAACCUUUUUCAACACAAUCAAGAAAAUGUUUGGCCAAAUGUAAUUUUGUUUGUGCAGAAAAUGGUUGAAAAUCAUUUUAAGUUCUGUCUGAUUAGUCAGUCCACAGAAGCCUCAUAUCUCGCAUCAUUAUGUUGAAGCUGAUCUUAUGUUGUGUCUCUGCAAGCAAAGAGCUGUAACUGGCUGAGAAAAUGUUUCAGGCUGUAUGGAAACCGGUCUAUAUUUGCCAUACAUUAAAUGCAUUCUAGAUCCUAACAAGUAUUAUUAAAUGAACAAUUUCAGUUAUUUUUCAAGUGAAUAGAUAAACUUAAAAACAUUUUUUUUGGAUUUUUAUUUUUAUUUUUAACCUGACCAAUUGAUGAAAGUAUUAAAGUAUUUAAGACAUUACACAUUUUAAUGUUUAAGAUUUGUCAACAUGUGUAAAUACCUUCAGUCAGUGGCUAGAGCAACAGCAAUAGUAACUAUGGGGGUGGAGCUUAACAGACUAUUAGUAAUUCUAACCUGGCAAAGUACGGGCUGUUUUAGUGUUAGUGAGCUGCGACUUGAGUGUUGACCAGUGUGUGUUGACAUGAUCGAUUGGAUUGUGUAUUUGCAAGCAUGUGAUUGGUUCAUGUUUCAUUGUAAUCACUAGUUGAGGCCCGUUCAGCUCACACAGCAACAAGCAUAGAGUUUUAUUGUGUAGUUUUAAAUCACAAACUUCUUUUUAAAAAGACUUGUAGUCCUUUUCACUGAAUUGGUUGUGACAGUUUUUCCUGCACUGAGGCCUUUUGGAUUUCUACUUAUUUACAUUCAGAUUUCAGACUGGCAGCUUUGCUGGGAACAAGUUAAAACAAACGCAGGUUUCUACUUUGUGUUUUGAGUAUAUGAUUGCUCUAAUACUUAAGAAAAAAAAAAAGAAAAAAAUACUUUGCUAUUUACCCAUAUUGGGUUCGCAUUAUAAAUUAAUGUUUAUAGCUGAUUAUAGGUUUACAAAUAUAAUAAUGCAGGUAACAUUCAUCAUAAAAUAACAGGAAGACUUUAAUAAGCACAUUAUACAUUGUUUUCUUUCAGUGGCAUCUUAACCAAUACUUUGAACCAACUUGUCCUACUUGAGCAAAGAGUUGUGUGUUUGUGUCGGACGGCACUUCUUAACAAAUGAGUGAUUUUGGUAUGAGGAUUGAUCUUAGGUCAGUGCUCUCAUGCGGGAGAUAAACUGAGCGGCUUCACUGCACUGUUCAUUUUUUCUAUAAAGGUUUUCUAAGGUUGAUUGUGUGUAAAUUAGACCAAAACAGCAUGUUUCUCUUUGCCAGGAGUCAGUUGGACAGAAAUCUGUUCAUUUCAGUAUCAGUCAUUUCAAAUUACUCAGAAAAGCUGCAAAUCGCUAAAACAUUUAUUUCUGUCCUAACAUCUUUGAUAUGACCUUAUUAUCAGCACCGUUGUCCUGAGCGAUGAUGCAAAAGCCUUUGGUGAGUAGAGGAGUUUGUGUUAAAUAUGGAGGAAUAAUAAAAAAAAACAAAGCCUCCUGGCAGAUACGAGUGAUUUGCAGCCAGUCAUUUGUAUUUAAUAUUGCUCCGUGUUUCUUUCUGCCCUAAGAAAAUAUUGACUAUUUUUGAUGUAUGUAUUCUUUCACAUAGAGAAUAAAACAAUGAUUUCAUAAAGAGAUGAUUUUACCUUUAAACUAAAAUAAACUGAUUUGUUCACAUCUG